AUGUGGGGUUGUGCCGUUUGUGGACUGCAAAAUUCCAAGGAAAAGUUUCGAAAAUUAACUUUAGAAGCACUUGCAAAAGUGCAAACUAGUUCUACAGUGUCUUUAUUGACAGUUCAAUUGCAAGAUGAUCAACUUUAUUUAUCAUACAAAGGAGCAAAAAGAAUUUGUUUAAGAGAAGAAGUGUAUCAUGAUUUGUUAAAUAAUACACACAAUCUAGAGAUUUUAGAGCAACGUGUUAAAGUCUUAAAAUUGGAAUUAACUAAAUUACAGGAGUCUUCAACUAAUGAACCUGUAAAAUUUUCACAGUUCUUUGGUGAUCAAGUAGCUCGCGUGACCAAUAUAUUUUAUCGUCCGAUAAAGCAAAAAGUGAUGAUAUUAUGCUCAGCAUUACGUAAUAAGCAAGUUGGUGGAACGAAAACAGCAAUAGGACUUCUUAUGGAACCUCGAAAAAAUGUCGUCAACACUUUAGCUAAUAUGGGAAAGAGUUCAACGUAUCAAACUGUUUAUACAACGCAAACAACAAGAUUAAAUUCACAAUCACCUCAAUCAAAUGGUAAAGCUUGAAGUUGCUUUCCUACAAAUGCAGCCACAACCGUCAAUUAGUUCCUACCAUCACAUCUCGGUAUUUCAGCUUUUCUUCGUAUGAAUAUACUGCUUCUAUUUACAUAUUCGUGUAAAACUUCGGAAGUAUGUUUUGGUAGAUAUGACAAGUAAAUUUUAUUAGAAUAUUACUAUUAAUAUACUCUCUGACUGAAAAAGGUUUAGAUUUCAAUCAUAUAAUGCGCUAAGCC
Messenger RNA from Rhizophagus irregularis DAOM 181602=DAOM 197198, 791 nucleotides. The record is from RefSeq and is a predicted model, not a curated record. NCBI's taxonomy places the organism in Eukaryota, Fungi, Glomeromycota, Glomeromycetes, Glomerales, Glomeraceae.